Choloepus didactylus (southern two-toed sloth) is the source of this 4096-nucleotide messenger RNA. It is a transcript of the gene UVRAG, whose product is annotated as UV radiation resistance associated. The coding region runs from base 185 to 2284 and encodes 699 amino acids. The transcript is spliced from 15 exons. The record is from RefSeq and is a predicted model, not a curated record. Gene Ontology annotation, molecular function: SNARE binding. Lineage: Eukaryota; Metazoa; Chordata; Mammalia; Pilosa; Megalonychidae. Gene Ontology annotation, biological process: SNARE complex assembly. Gene Ontology annotation, cellular component: endosome; lytic vacuole.
GUAAUAUGGCUCUUCUUUAGCCAGCAGCGGUGGUGGCGGCGGCGGCAGCCCCUGGUGGGGUAGAUUAGUCCUGCCUCUCCGGUGGCGGGUUUCUAGGCUGCAGAGGCUUGGCAGUCGUGGCUAGGAGGUGGGGGCGGGUGCUGGAGGAGCGCCGGCCCCGCCGCAUGGCGGCCGCUGGGUCAAGAUGAGCACUUCAGCGUCGGUCGGGGGCCCGGUCCCCCCGCCACCCCCGGGCCCGGCCGCCGUGCUGCCUCCCGGCUCUGCCGCGCGAGCCCUGCAUGUGGAGCUCCCGUCUCAGCAGCGGCGUCUUCGACAUCUUCGGAACAUUGCUGCUCGGAAUAUUGUUAAUAGAAAUGGCCAUCGACUCCUUGAUACCUACUUCACACUUCACUUGUGUAAUACUGAAAAGAUACAUAAAGAAUUUUAUAGAAGUGAAGUGAUUAAGAAUUCCUUGAACCCAACGUGGCGGAGUCUCGAUUUUGGAAUAAUGCCAGACCAUCUUGAUACAUCUGUGUCUUGUUUCGUGGUGAGGAUCUGGGGCGGAAAGGAGGAUGUCUAUCAGCUGUUGAUUGAAUGGAAAGUCUGUUUGGAUGGGCUGAAAUACUUGGGUCAGCAGAUUCAUGCCCGUAACCAAAAUGAAAUAGUUUUUGGGCUCAAUGAUGGUUACUAUGGUGCUCCAUUUGAACACAAGAGUUAUUCGAAUGUUCAGAAGAAUAGUCUUCUUCAGGUGGAUCAGAACUGUGUUCGCAAUUCUUAUGAUGUCUUCUCUUUGCUACGGCUUCAUAGAGCCCAAUGUGCAAUUAAACAGACUCAGGUAACUGUUCAGAAAAUUGGAAAGGAAAUUGAAGAAAAGCUAAGACUCACAUCUACAAGCAAUGAGCUGAAAAAAGAGAGUGAAUGCCUACAGUUAAAAAUUUUGGUCCUUCGAAACGAACUGGAAAGGCAGAAGAAAGCUUUGGGACGGGAGGUGGCAUUAUUGCAUAAGCAACAAAUUACAUUACAGGACAAAGGAAGUGCAUUUUCAACUGAACAUCUCAAACUUCAACUCCAGAAGGAAUCCCUAAAUGAGUUGAGGAAGGAUUGCACUGCAAAAAGAGAAUUCUUCUUGAAGACAAAUGCUCAGCUGACAAUUCGAUGCAGGCAAUUACUAUCUGAACUUUCCUACAUUUACCCUAUUGAUUUGAAUGACCAUAAGGAUUACUUUGUAUGCGGUGUCAAGUUGCCCAAUUCUGAGGACUUCCAAGCAAAAGAUGAUGGAAGUAUUGCCGUUGCCCUUGGUUACACUGCACAUUUGGUCUCCAUGAUUUCCUUUUUCCUACAAGUGCCCCUCAGAUAUCCUAUAAUUCAUAAGGGGUCUAGAUCAACAAUCAAAGAUAAUAUCAAUGACAAGCUGACUGAAAAGGAGAGAGAGUUUCCACUGUAUCCAAAAGGAGGGGAGAAGUUGCAAUUUGAUUACGGUGUCUAUCUUUUGAACAAAAAUAUAGCACAGCUAAGAUAUCAGCAUGGACUAGGGACUCCAGACUUGAGGCAAACCCUUCCCAACCUGAAAAACUUCAUGGAGCACGGACUAAUGGUCAGGUGUGACAGACAUCACACCUCCAGUGCAAUCCCUGUUCCAAAGAGACAAAGCUCCAUGUUUAGGGGUGCAGAUGCGGGCUUCUCUGGGGGGAUGCCUUCACCAGACAAAGGACACCGAAAGCGGGCCAGCUCAGAGAAUGAGAGACUCCAGUACAAAACCCCUCCUCCCAGUUACAACUCAGCAUUAACCCACCCCGUGACCACUAUCCCUUCCGUGGGAGAGUCCGAGAGAAAGACAGCAUCUCUGUCCUCCUCCUUGGAGACCUCCUUGGACUUAUCCAAAGAAAACAAGAAAAAAGGAGUAGAUUUGGACGACAGCUUAAAUGGAAGCCAUAUGAGUGUGAACACUAGCCAAGAGCAAGGAGACGCUCUCUCUGGGCAUUCUGCCACAGUAAAUGGCACUCUCCUACCCAGCGAGCAGGCCGGUGCCGCAAACAUCCAGCUUCCAGGUGAAUUCCACCCAGGCUCAGAAGCUGAACUCUGCUGUACCGUGGAGCAAGCAGAAGAAAUCAUCGGGCUAGAAGCCACAGGUUUCACCUCAGGCGAUCAGCUAGAAGCCUUUAACUGCAUCCCAGUGGACAGUGCCGUGGCAGUGGAGUGUGACGAACAAGUUCUGGGAGAAUUUGAAGAGUUCUCCCGAAGGAUCUAUGCACUGAAUGAAAAUGUAUCCAGCUUCCGCCGGCCACGCAGGAGUUCUGAUAAGUGAAGUGAGCAGACAUACUUGCUCAGUAGGACCAGGGCAGAGUCGCUGCCUAAAAUGAGGACAAAGCUGUAUUUACCCUUUGUAAUAAUUAUGAAACAAAAUGAAGAUUAAUGGAGGAUAUUCCUCAGAAAAACAGAUUGUGUGAAUUGAGGAAGGACUCAGGAUCAUUGUGUAUCAGUGGGCCAGACAAAGUUAGAUUUUGCUUUCAAGGUUUGCUUUUCAGGCCUUACAGUUGUGUAAAGGCUAAAGUCACUCUCUAAUUUGAAAGAGCUUAUAGCUCGAGUCACCUUACAGGUAUUUGACUGCUUUUUAUUUACACAUCUAUGUUAUCCUCAGAAGGAAGAUGAUAAUAUAUAAAUAAUAUAAUGAACUCACCUUUAGUUUCUCAUAAGCAUUUGCCUUCACCAUAGUUUAUAAAACUCUGGGAAAAUUGAAUAUUCAGAAUUAGAGUUCCACCUUUUACAGAAGGGUCUUUGGCCAGCCAUUAAGGUUGAUGAAUAAGAAGCACAGUAGCCUCCUUUUACUUAGUCCUGUCUUCCCCUUCCCUCCCAUUUCCGCCCCCCACCCUGCCCCACAGUCAACCUGUAAACCCCGCUGUUGCCCAUCUCCACAGUGAGUGGGUUAUGUAUCCUGAAAACUGAGGACAUUGGAUCCGCUGGUUCUUUAACCAGUAGCCAUGACCUUCCACCUCUCUAAUCAGCUGUACUCUUGAUGUAGCCCUCAAAAACUAGAUGGAAAACUUUACCUGGUGGAUCCCAGGAGUCCCUCAAGGACCCCAAAGUUACUGCAGUCAACGUCCAUUCCCUUUUGGAGUCAGGAUUUUAUGUGGGCAGAAGCUGUAUUCAAAAACUAUGAAUGCUUUCUGGCAAUGCACUCCCCAGACAAAAAUCCCUGUAUGUAAAUCCAAGUUAAUUUAUUGAAUUUCAGUCAGAAGGAAGGCAUUGUAAAUGAUGAAAUAGAUAUAGAGUCAGGCUGUCUAGUGAGCAAACUGCAAGGCAGUUGAAAUAGUUGAAUUAAGAGACUAGAUGAGGCAUAGAGUACUGUUGGUAUAUGUGCAAUUGCACAAAUAUGAAAUUAUGUUUUCGAAGUCCGUUUGUCAUUCCUGGAGCUCAGAUUUUAUUUGUUGUUGCUUUAUACUUUAUGUACCCAAGGACAUCACCUCAGGGUUGCAAGCUGUUUAAGGAAAAUUUAUCCAUAUAUCCAUGUAUUAUAUAAAAGAAUAAAAAUUGAGUUUACUUCACCUGUUCUCUUUUUUUUUUUUUCCAGCUUUGAAAUUCUUUUUGAACCUACAUCUCCUUACUGUAUGUUAUGCCAUGACAGGACUAGCCCGAACAACAAACCAUGGCUGUAUCUAAGCUAAUGGUGUUGACUUUGUUUGGUUUACAACACAGACACCUUCACAGGUGUGCGUCUCUGGUAGCUGCAUUCUUCCUACAUAACAAUUUAACUCAUAUAUCUCAUAAUCAUUUUCAUAUUUUGUCCAGGCACUCCCAGGCUCAAUUUUAAUUUAAAACUACAUUAUCGGAUGGAAUAGAUCAUGUUGUUAUUAUCCGUGUAGAGUAAAGAGAACUCACUGAAUUACUGCAUAGCAGACAUGCCUGACCUUGGGCGAUUGAAAGCUUUAACUCCAUUUGAAGAAGUUCCUUUCAUCUGGAGCAGACCAUUUGUAGGGUCAUGACCUCUUUGUAGUAUACCAUUGAUCAUUUUAGAGUUCAAGAAGGUAGAAGGUACAACCAGACCAGGCUACAGGGGUCCUCCAAUGAAGUAACAUCUACCAAAAAAAAAAAAAAAAAAAAAAGGUUUUGAAGGAUUGGA